This is a messenger RNA of Cuscuta epithymum, 1571 nucleotides long. The record is from the annotation of a GenBank genome assembly. NCBI's taxonomy places the organism in Eukaryota, Viridiplantae, Streptophyta, Magnoliopsida, Solanales, Convolvulaceae.
GUUAGGAAUCUGCUUAUUGAGUAUUUUAAUAGGGUAUUUGAAAGAAGAAAUAAAAUGGGCCGAGGUCAAUUAAGUGGGCUGGGGUCAUUAUAUGUUAGUCCCUGCGUGGACCUACUACUAUAAAUAGUAAGUUGGGUAGCUAAUAAUAGGUAGACUGUUAUUUUGAUUAUCGGUUGCCUUGUUGCCUAAGUCCCGGUUGCCUAAGAAGUCCCUGUAGCCUACGGUUUAUCUUCUUCAUCAAUAAACACUAUUUCCCUACCAUUUAUCAGAUCUGUGGUAGAUAGUUUACUGUAUUGCUCAGAUUACUGCCAGGUGCCUAACAUUGGUAUCAGAGCAUCACUGCUCCUGGGGAUCCGAUUGAAGUGUCACUUAUCAUCCAUCGACUACCCUGGAGCUAUGGAAGAAGCCUGGACACCAGAAAUGGAGGCUCGCUUGGAUAAGCUCAAACUGGAGAUGAAGACGGCUAUGGCCACCCUCGCGACAGCGAUGAAGGACCAGAUCCAUAUCAGCAUCGCCACUGCGAUAGCAGCGAUAAAGGAACAGAAUCCGUCCAGGGGGAAAUCACGAUCACAACUUCAUCGUCACUCUCGAUCAUCGCAUAGUCCGACGCGGGCCACUACUUCGAUUCCAUCAUCGCCACCUGUUUCUCCCAGUCCGCAGUCGUCCAUUCCUUCUACUCGCUCGCAGAUAUCAUAUCAAUCGCUAGCAUCGUCUUCCACUUCGCCAGUCGAUUCUCACCCUUUGCCUUCCUCGGCAUCGCAAACUCUGACGCAAGUUGUUUCUCAGAGUUCUCAGAUUUUGUCGCAAUCCGAUCUCCAGUGCUUGCAGGUAUCACCGCACACCUCUUCUCACUCUGCUCAAGCUUCAUCGCCCAAAAUGAAGUUGAGGCCAACGGAACCAGGUCUGGAUGAUGAUGACUCAAACUGCAGGAUAUCUGUCAAAUCAUCACAGCCUACGAAGGAUAAAAAUGGAACUAGUCCGGUAAAAGUGAAAGAGCAAUUGCCAUUGCAACUGGAGGAUCAGGUAAAUAGCACAGAUAAAAUAGGAAGGAGGAUUCGAGCACUUGAAUGGAAAUCCGACAGUGCUGUGAUGAAUUAUGGGCCUGAUGUGUUUGUAUCUACAACCAGGCUCAAUCCUAUAAUGGAUCAGUCACAACUUUUUCUAGUGGGGACAGGAAUCAGUGCAUUCUCACCUGAAAUUGUGUUGUUGAAAGCAGGGCAAGUUGUUCUUGGAGUUCCUAAUGGUGAAAGUUCUAAGGACUUGACUGCCAGUAUGCCUCGAUUGGAAUUGCACACUGAUGAAGAAGAGAAAGUUUCUGUGGUAACUCACUCCUCGAUUGCUAUGGAUUAUGAAUCUGCCAUUCAUAAACUUGUUGGUCCAAAUACUUUAGAAAGCUCUACAGGGACUGUGUGUAUAGAUGGCUUUAGCAAAAUUUUUGGGGCUACUGUAGGACAUAUUUGGAAGAAAAUUUGUGUAGAAGACAUUGCCACAAGGGUUGAUAAGCAGUUUGUGUAUGCAUCAGUUAAGGUAAUCAGCAUGGAUGUGCCCCCUCCUGUGAUGGCAAAUGUGUG